UGUGUUUUUUCAUUGAUUUUGUUACAUAUUAUGUUGCAUUUGAAGGAAAAUAUCAGAAAGGGGAUUUUUUUUUUCCUUAAAAAACUAAACUACAAUUAAUGAUAAUGAUCUUUUUUCAAGUAAAACAGAAUCCUUUCAAUUCAAUUACAUUCCUUUUCAUUCUAAACAACCGAUACCUUAACUAUUAAUCCUAUCUCUUGUUACUCUAAGAUCCACUUUUCAUUCCUUAAUUUUCUCAAAACAACAAAUAUUCCCUCAAUCUCCAUAACUACCUUCAUUCAACAUUUCCUCAAAUCAACUCAAGCAUUUUUUUUCCUCCAAUACAACACCAAUGUCCAACUCAACCACCACCCCCACCCCCACCCCCCUCACCACCACCACCACCACCUCGGACCAAGAAUCAUCAGACACAUCAUCAACCACUCCAAACAAACCACACAUAACAUGGUCAGAUUCCUACACAAAAGCACAUGCAGCAAUCCAAUCCUUAACUUCAAUCCUCCCAAACAUCCCUUCAUCUCUUUCUUCAUCUGAAACACCUGCCUCUUGUCUCCUUCAUGACACCUCAACCGCAAAACAAAUCUCAACACUCCUUCGUGAUCCUAACUCUGGUGCUGGUGAUGACAACCUUUGUCGUUGGCUUUACGACACGUUUCAUUCCUCUGAACCUGAACUACACCUCGUUGUCCUCAAAUUUUUACCUAUCAUUGCUGGUGUUUAUCUUAACAGGGUUAAUUUGCAUAAACCUUUAGCGGGGUUUGAAGCUGUUUUAUUAGCAUUAUAUGCAUAUGAAACUUCUUCAAGAAAUGGUCAACCAGUUACGGUUAAUAUUCCAGAUCUUUCACACUCAAGUAUUUAUCAUGAAACAAACAAAGCAGCUAAAAACUCUGCAACGGAGUUAAACCUAGCUGUUAUUUCCCCUAGCUUAGAGCAUUAUGGCACAGUGAGAUCAACCAAAAGGGCACGUAUAGUUGGUGUUGCAUUAGAAUUAUAUUACAGCAAAAUCCCACAUAUACCAGUUGAGUCAAAGCUUGAUUUUUGUGAAUUUUGUAAGAUUUGGUCGUCAGGUCAAUUGGCUGUUAGUGAAAAUGUUGAAAAUGGGGACGUGAAAAGGAGGAUUAAUUUACCAUGGGAGUUGUUACAGCCAAUGUUGAGGAUAUUGGGACAUUGUUUGAUGGGACAUAAAAAAGAUGAGAAAUUGUAUGAAAGUGCUAUUGGUGCGGUUGGAUGUUUGUAUGAAAGAGCUUUACAUGAUUUGAAUACGAAGGCAAUGUUAGCUACGGGUAGUCUUCUUCAGCUUGUGAAAUUGGCAAGGGAAGGUGAUGAGGUUGAUUAUACAGAGAUUGCAGAGUCCAAUACCAUUACGCUUUAGAGGUGGUGUUCUCUUUAUUCUGUCCAUGCAGCCAAUGUGUGUGCCUAUUUUUUUUUUAAUUUUUAAAUUGUCUUUUUAUUAUUCUCUUGCAGGAAAAAGUCCAAAUUUAUUGUAAACAAUUUGGAGUUAAUUGUUUAUUCAUUCAUUUUUACUAUAUGACAGCAAAUUAUCUUUUAAGAGUUGUUUUUGUCAGAGCUUCAAUACGAAAAGGGCAGCCCAGUGCUCGCAGAGCCUGGGGAAGUGCCUCACGGACACAAAUUUAACCCUCUUUUUUCUUUUAAAAAAGCAGGGUUGUUGUAACUUAUUCAUUGUUGAUGGGGAGAAAUUAACUAUACUUGCUAACUUUGGGAUUAUGAGGUUGUGUAUAUGCACAUUGUUGGGCGUAUGAUUAUGACACAACCACUCGAAGUUGUGACGUGUUGCAAUGUUUCCUAUGUGCAAGGGCAGAGCCUAGUGGUGGCCAGGAUGUUCACC
This is a messenger RNA of Lycium ferocissimum, 1846 nucleotides long. RefSeq lists its product as uncharacterized. Lineage: Eukaryota; Viridiplantae; Streptophyta; Magnoliopsida; Solanales; Solanaceae. The transcript has a single exon. Gene Ontology annotation, biological process: phosphatidylinositol phosphate biosynthetic process; protein localization to plasma membrane. Bases 332 to 1372 code for a protein of 346 amino acids. Gene Ontology annotation, cellular component: plasma membrane. The record is from RefSeq and is a predicted model, not a curated record.